Molecule: messenger RNA, 1738 nt
Organism: Bombus pascuorum
Lineage: Eukaryota; Metazoa; Arthropoda; Insecta; Hymenoptera; Apidae
Product: charged multivesicular body protein 7
Exons: 5
Coding region: 177-1517 (446 amino acids)
Biological process (GO): vesicle budding from membrane; late endosome to vacuole transport via multivesicular body sorting pathway
Cellular component (GO): ESCRT III complex; multivesicular body
Source: RefSeq, a predicted model, not a curated record
UAGUAUUUACACGGUUAGGUGCUUGUACUACAUUCCUAAAACGACGUAAUGACAGUUUUAUCGAAAAGAAGAUUCUAGUCAACCUUUUAAUAAUGAAAAGUUAUUAAUAUCUAAUAACAUUAAAAAAGAUUUUAAUCAUAUAUAGUAGAACUAAUAUUAUCAUAAAAAGCUAAAAAAUGACUACAAAAAUUGAAGAUGUAGAUAAUAACUUACCACUUCCCUCUGAAAGAAUGCCUAAAUGUUGGAAUGAAGAAGAAAGGAUCAGUGCUUUGUUUUCCCCUUUUCGAACUAAAUCUGCUAAUCCACAAGAUUGGGUAUCGAAAUAUAAAUUUUGGCAAAAUUUAAUAUAUGAAUGGUUAAAAUACACUAAGAGAAAUAGCUUUUCUAUUGCAGACUUAAAUGGUGCUUUUAGAAGGAAAGGUUGUACACCGCUUUGUUUAGUAACUGUUGUUGAAGAAUUACAUCGGAAUAAUGAAAUAAUUGAAGAAACUGAAUUUUUGAAAGAACCCUGUGAAUCAUGGACUGCAUGGUCAAUUGAUACAUUUGUGAAAAAGCCAUUUGUAUGGUCAUUUUCAAAAGUUAGAAGUUAUGUUGCUAAUAAUGAAAUUAACAAAGAAACUAGAUAUAUACAUUUACAAAUCAUUAAAGAAUUUGGAGAUGUUAUACUUUCUAUUUUAGAAAGAAAAAAGGAAAGUAUUCUUAUACCAUUUUCUGAACUAGUAAAAAGUUGUAAAUCUGACAUAGAUAAAAAUAUAUUAGAUAAAACAAUAAUGUUAAUUUUAAUAUGGUUGAUGCGUAAAAAAAAGGUGGUUUUUAGAAAUAAUGAAAAUCAAAGUGAAUUAUUGAUUAAAAUCGCUGCACAUUCAUCAGAUAGUAUAACAGAAAUUGAAGAAGGCUUAUACAAGUUAAUGAAACAAGAAAAUACACUUAUAAAAGAAAUAGAACUUAUGGAAGAAGAAAAAAUUAAUAUUAUUAGUGAAGCAAAGUCAUAUUUAACAAAAGGUUUACGGCAGGUAGCAAAAACAUAUUUGAGAAAAAAGAAAGAAUUGGAAAGUACUAUUGAAAAACGUGCUCAAAUACUUAAUAAUAUUCAAAGCCUUAUAACAAGUAUUCAGAAUACUCACACAAAUACUACUGUAAUAUCAGCUUACAAAAUAGGAUCAGAUGUAUUAAAAAAACUUAAUGAGAGUUGUUUAUCAGAGUCUAAUGUUAAAGAUAUUGUAGAUGACCUAUCAGAAGCUUUGGAAGAGCAAAAAGAAGUACAAUGUAUAUUAUCAGAGUCUCUUGAGAAUGAUGAUUCAAAUGUUGAUUUAGAAAAGGAAUUGGCAGAAUUAAUGAAAUUUGAUGAAAAUAUUUUGCCUUCAGUACCAAAUACUAAAUUAAGUUCUACCAUAGAUGAACUUCAAGAGAACUUAAAAAACUUACAUGUUGAAGACGCUACUGUGCUCCAUGUAUCAUCUAAAUUGCCAAAAAGGGUUAACAAUGAAGAGAUAUCAAAACAAUAUGAAUGUAUAUAAACAUAAAUAACAUAUGGAUAUCACCAAAUUCUGUUUAGAAUGGUUUGUCUUUCUGUAACAAGUACAGUAGUAAUAUAGUACUUGUAUGUGUGUGUAUAUAUAUAUAUUUCAUAAUAAUUAUCAUAUAUUGUUUUAUAACCAAGGUCUUAUAUAAAUGUUAUACUUGUAACAGAAAAAGUAAUAAUAAGUUUAAAUAUAAUGCUAGUUGCACUUCUAUAAAA